Messenger RNA from Maudiozyma barnettii, 636 nucleotides. RefSeq names its product DNA 5'-adenosine monophosphate hydrolase (gene HNT3). Gene Ontology annotation, molecular function: double-stranded RNA binding; single-strand break-containing DNA binding; DNA 5'-adenosine monophosphate hydrolase activity. The record is from RefSeq and is a predicted model, not a curated record. Gene Ontology annotation, biological process: single strand break repair; double-strand break repair. The transcript has a single exon. NCBI's taxonomy places the organism in Eukaryota, Fungi, Ascomycota, Saccharomycetes, Saccharomycetales, Saccharomycetaceae. Bases 1 to 636 code for a protein of 211 amino acids. Gene Ontology annotation, cellular component: nucleus.
AUGUCUUGGAGAGGAGCUUUACAACAAUAUAUAACCCAUCCAGAAAGGUUUGAGACAUUGACAGAAUCAUACUCUGGAUCUCGUGUAAUAUAUCAUGAUUCAAAAGUCGUUCUGAUCACGGAUGGUUUCCCAAAGGCUUCAGAACAUAUAUUAAUUUUGCCUCGAAAUCCAGUACUAUCAAAAUUACACCCUACUGUAGCUCUAACUGAUAAUGUUAAGCGCAAAAUGGAACCAUAUAUUGAGAUUGGUACAGAUUAUAUAGUUGAUCAGUUUACCAAGAAAUAUUCAAUCCUUGAUAAAAAUUUGAAGGAUGAUUUUAAAAAGAAGUUCAUUCAAAGCGGUAUUCAUAGGGUUCCUUCAAUGAACAACCUUCAUAUCCACAUUAUCACUAAGGACUUUUACUCAGCAAGACUAAAAAAUAAAAAACAUUUCAAUUCUUUUAACACUGAUUUCUUUGUGAAAUGGGAUGAUCUACCACUUCCAGAAAAACCUUUAGAUAACAAACUAGUAGAGAAAGAAUACCUACGAGACCAUGACUUAAUAUGUUGUUACUGUGGCAAGAACUUCACAAAUAAAUUCUCUAAAUUGAAGGAACACCUUAAAGUCGAAUUUUAUGAGAAAUUUGAAGAUAAAUGA